Molecule: messenger RNA, 2780 nt
Organism: Schistocerca cancellata (South American locust)
Lineage: Eukaryota; Metazoa; Arthropoda; Insecta; Orthoptera; Acrididae
Product: tectonic-1
Exons: 5
Coding region: 1-2196 (731 amino acids)
Biological process (GO): cilium assembly
Cellular component (GO): ciliary transition zone
Source: RefSeq, a predicted model, not a curated record
AUGGUCUUUCUGAAUACAUUAUUACAUCUGUUAACUUUCAAUCUAUGUUUAUUUAGGCCCAUUGAAAUGCAAGAUUUAUUGUCUUCCCCAACUAAUUAUCUUUCUUAUGAGCAUAGUGAAAUUUGUAAUAACAAUGAGACCCUCUGUACAACAGAAAUAUUAGAACUAGGAGAUGUAAAUUCCACACUAACUAUAGUUUCAACAAACUUUGAAGGCCAUGAUCAGAAUCUGACUCUGAAUAAUGUUACACAAGUGGAAAAUCAUACCCUUCCAGUUACUUUAGAGAACACUCUUUUGGUAUCAGAACCAUCAAGUAGCAAGUCAACAGAAAGUUCAUAUGUGGCUGUCACUACAAGUGUAUUGCCAGUGAGUGAAAAACCACGAUGGAUUCCUGAGGAAAAUUGUGCCUGUGAUUUAGAGUUAAAUUCCUGUGACAUAAACUGCUGUUGUGAUGCUGACUGUUCAGAGGAGGACCGAUUAGUUUUCCUCAGAUGUGAAGAAAAACCUCCAUUGCCUCCAGAUCCUCGAUAUUGCUACAGAACACAGUUUAUAUAUAAAAACAACACAAAAUAUAAAUUAACUACUACUAGUAAUGGCCUGUUUUGCAUUGUGAAAGAAAACCUUCCAAAGCAUUUGAAAUAUAUGGAGGGAAAGGUUGUCACAAACAUAGAAGAUUUUAAAAAUGCUCUGCCUGUAAGAAACACAUACCCUUGGUCAGAGAAUUUUGCAAAUCACAGUGUCUUCAAUUUCAGUGGAAAUUACAAGGCAGCUGAUAUAAUUUGGACCUUUCACAAUUCUACAAUGCAUCCAUUAAGUUUCCCAACAAAGUUAACAAACGAAUACUGCCAAGUGACACAUACACUUCAGUAUUUGAGGGAAUGGUCAGGCCAUUGCACUCGCAUUGUAAGCUCCUGUGAUGCUGAUGAUGGCCUGAGUGCAGCCUGGUAUUAUAAACAUUUCACCAUUAUUGCUGAUCCUCUUUCUGUCAACCAGAGUCAUCUUGACACAUUUCUUGAGUCAUGUCCCAAUAAUACCUGCCUUCAAAUAAUACCAUUCUUUUGUGAUGGUACUUCCACUGACAUGGACGAAUGUGUCGAAGUGGAUGGAAUUGAAACUCCAUCUUUAGACAAUGACAUGAUCAGAUGUACAAAUGUGGUUCAAACUGUGAAAUAUGUGGUCCAUCACAAUGGUAGUGAAGGAAUUUUAAAAAUGGAAGCUUUCUUCUGGCUCAUCAACAUCACAUUAACAGAACAAGUUUUUACCCAGGACUUUGAAAUUUUGUUCACCUGGUUUGGUAAACAGAGGAAACCAUUCCAACGCAGUGGCAGGCCAGGUUAUAUUUUUGGUAAGCCCAUUAUGGCUGGAAAGAAAGUUUUUCAGCCAUCUGCACAGGAGCAGGAACCUGAUCGAGAAGCAAUAAUGCUAAGUGAUGAUCCACUGGGGUGGCUGACUAUUGCUAGACCUCUGUCUGAUGGUUCUUGUGGACUAGUUCAUGAAUAUGCUAGCAGAAGCAUUGUGACAUUUGGUGAAAAUCAGAGAACUUCAUGUGUCAUGUAUCUCCAUUUAUCUGACUUCAGUAAUAUGACAUCGUGUACCUCAAUACAGAGAAAGGUAUUUCAUAUAAUGCUUGGCAACAAUGCUGAAAAUAUAACUGAACUUCAGUUAUUCAAUCUUUAUGUGGCUACAUUUGGAGAUUCCAGUGUGGAGGAUACAGGUGACUGGGUGCCCAUAUUAUUUGAAAAUAUUCCUCAGUCUGAAAGUUCUCUGGAUAGAAAUGGUAAUGUUUUUAAAUGUAGAAAUAUUAUCACUACAUUUCAUACUUCUAUUUUGUAUUCAUAUACUGGAUCUGUUCUUAAUCCUCAGGCAAAAAUAGUUGCCACAUCCUUCAGAUUUGGCACACCACAUGAUCUUAUUUAUAGAUGCUUGCACCCAGGUUGUGAACAGAUUCAACAACUGCCAAGAAAACAAAUUCAGAUAGUCAGUUCUGUUUCGUUUUAUGAUGUAUCUUCUGAACCAGAAUUAUAUUUUUCAAAGCCCCCAGUCUAUGAAGUGAAACUUCCAUUUGAUUUCUUUUAUCCUUUUUUAUCAAACACGCAAUCAAUAAAUGUUGUUAACUACACAAAAAUACUAUCUAUUUACUUCUUUUUGUUUAUAACACAUACAUUUGCAUAUAAUAUACUUUUUGAAGUGAAUUAAUUUUUUAAAAAAUUUUACAUCAUUUAAAUAAGUCACAUAAAUCUGCAUUUUGAACAGACAAAAAAUGUGUUGUCAAAGAAAAUGAUUAAUUUCAUUAGAGGUUGUGUUAAAUCUUGUAAGAAUGUCAUUUUCAAUUUGGUACCAACUAAGGGUGUUGUAUAAAAAUGAUUUACUUUAUUGCCGGUAAUAAAUUAUUACGCACAGCAUUCUUGACAAUUCUCUAUUGAAAAAUUUGAUUGCUUCAGAACACUGAGUAAUGUGCAUUGUGUCUAAUACAUUGAACAGUAUAUAUAGUAUAAUUACUUAAUCUCUUGCUACUGAACUUGAUGACAGUUGCAUUGUAUCAGUUACUGCAAUUAAACUGGUUUAGGUUUUUUGUUACAGGAUACAUUAAAACUACAUAUUGUUUUAUAUCAUAAUUGAGAUUGUUGAUUUACAGUUAGGAAUAAUUGCAGAAAUAAUUAUAAUGUCAAAAACCAUUUGGAACAAAUGUCAUAAUGAAAAGAAGUGGAGGAUGUGGUGUACUGUGUGCUGUUCAAAUGUGUGUUCUAUUGUCUGCAAUCACAGUAUCAUUUACAGUGUUU